Molecule: messenger RNA, 1905 nt
Organism: Limulus polyphemus (Atlantic horseshoe crab)
Lineage: Eukaryota; Metazoa; Arthropoda; Merostomata; Xiphosura; Limulidae
Product: parafibromin-like
Exons: 15
Coding region: 43-1593 (516 amino acids)
Biological process (GO): positive regulation of transcription elongation by RNA polymerase II; transcription elongation by RNA polymerase II
Cellular component (GO): Cdc73/Paf1 complex
Molecular function (GO): RNA polymerase II complex binding
Source: RefSeq, a predicted model, not a curated record
CCCAUAAUUCUCUGGGAAGUGUCGUUUUACGGUUGAAAUAAAAUGGCUGACCCUUUGAGUUUGUUACGUCAGUACAAUGUGAACAAAAAAGAAAUAAUAGAGAGAACUGGUCAAAUAAUAUUUGGAGAAUAUUCGUGGCCUAAAACCGUGAAUACCAACUAUUUGAUUUGGGGAUCUGGAAAAGAUGGCACCCCAAAAGAAUACUACACUUUAGAAUGUUUACUUUUUCUUUUGAAAAAUGUCCACUUGUCCCAUCCAGUAUAUGUCAGACAAGCUGCAGCCGAGUCCAUACCUGUUGUAAGACGCCCAGAUCGUAAGGAUCUUCUGGCUUAUCUUAAUGGAGAGACUGCAACAUCAGGAAAUAUCGAUAAGAGUGCUCCUAUUGAAAUACCAACACAAGUGAAGCGUGUUAACGAAGAGCCACAGAAUGAAUCCAUUAAGAAACCUAGAUUUGAGGAAGGACAGGUACAAAGAGCAAAAGAGCAGCUUGCAGCCAGGUUGGAUGCUCCAAAAGAAUCCUCCGUAACAACUGAACAAAUCAGAUCUCGGUUGGUGGAGGCCAUGUCUGUGGAAAGGAUUGCAGCCAUUAAAGCUAAACGUCUGGCUAAGAAACGAGCGACUAUUAAAGGAGAUGACGACAUUGGUUUGGGAAUUCCAGAUAUUCAAGGUAUCUUGGAGUAUGAUGUUGAUGUAACCAAAGAUAUCAUCAGUAGAGAGAGACAGUGGCGGACAAGAACCACAAUAUUACAGAGUGCUGGAAAGAAUUUUGCAAAGAGUAUAUUUCCCAUGUUGCAAUCUAUAAAAACAAGGGAAGAAGGAGGAGGCCGGAAUCAACCCCAGGAACAACUUCAAACACCUCGGGCUACUCCCGCACGUCCUGUUCCCCAGCCUGCUGUGUACAACAGAUAUGAUCAGGAAAGAUUCAGGGGAAAAGAAGAAACUGAGGGUUUCAAGAUCGACACUAUGGGUACUUACCAUGGAAUGACUUUAAAGUCUGUGACAGAAGGCACUCAACCAAAACGUGCUGUUACUCCUGUCGCACCUCAACCUCAUCCCGUUCCUGUGGCAGUGCCAAAUAGAACUCCCCAGAAACGAGUUUCUAAAACUCCAAUCAUUAUCAUACCAGCUGCAACUACAUCUUUAAUAACCAUGUAUAAUGUCAAGGAUAUCUUACAAGACUUAAGGUAUAUUACCUCAGAUGAGAAGAAAAAUCAAGGUUGUAAGCGUGAGAAUGAAAUACUCAUUCAGAGAAGGAAGGAUGGAGGCUUCACAGUUCCUUAUCGUGUAAUUGAUAAUCCCCUCAAAUUAUCUCCAAGUGAUUGGGACCGAGUAGUGGCAGUUUUUGUACAGGGCCCAGCAUGGCAGUUUAAAGGUUGGCCAUGGGAUGGAAAUCCAGUUGAAAUCUUUGCAAGAAUACGAGCAUUCCAUUUGAAAUGGGAUGAAAUGAAGCUGGAUGCUAAUGUGGGCAAGUGGGCAGUGCACAUUAUACAGUUGAGUAAACAAAAGCGGCAUUUAGAUCGUGCUAAUCUUCUGAAGUUUUGGGAAGUGUUGGACAGUUUCAUGGUGAAACACAAACACCAUCUUCGUUUCUGAAGACUUUAGAAGAGAAAAGGAGAGGACAGAAUAAGAUAGAACAGUUUGAUAGAAAUUAUUAAUGUGUUUUUGAGGAAUAACAGACCAGUGGUGUGGUAAAGGAAAGUACUACAUUUAUACAUGUCCAGUGGAGUUUUUAACACUUUGGGUGGAAAACCAAAUUUUACAUUACAAUCUGACUGGAUCACUGUAAAUACACCACGAACAUAAGAAAUAUGUUCAUUGUUGUCUUCCUAUUUCCUGUUAGCUUUUUAUGGAAAGAACUGAUGAAAGUGCUGUAAAUACUUUAUGUAAUAAAGCAGUUGAACUUUA